ACGUCCACUGACUCAGGACUGAGGAGCACUAGGUCAGACUCGUUAGAUAUUUGAAUACGCACCGGGUGAAGGUUGUCAAGGGCUGAUUAAUGAUUCUCCGCCUGACGUCAGCGCGCGGGUCAUCAUCUCAAGUUGUAUAAACACAGCCCAUAGCUAGGAGCUCACAAACCGACAGCCCCAUCAGAGGCAGACUGCAAGGCUGCCGAUAUGCACCAUUCACGCUACAUCGUUCACUCAAACCAACCUCCUGCGAAUUUAAACGCUAUCACUGGUGAAAUCGAGGAUGCAUUGGCCCAAUCUAUACAGAGGGUGUUGAGGCAUCCAUCGUCUGAGCCCAGCGUGUAUACCGGGUUAGCGGGCACCACUCUGAUGAAAUGGAAGGUGUCCUCUCUCAUCCCAAGAUUGGAGGUUCCGUCGACGCCUGCGUCACUCCUUGCAGUUGGCCAUGUCUCUGUUCCGCACUCUGGCUCCCGUUCAUCCUUCCUGGAGACUGCCACUGGUCCAGCCACUCUUAUCCUGGCCAGAGAAAUUCGAUUACUGUCAGAGUCAAGCACCGGUGAUCGCGGCAAGCAAGAGAAUCGAAUUAAUGCUGUGAUUUUGGAAGACUGUGCAAGAGUGCUGAUGGAUGCGGUUGAGGCGGCGCUCGAUGAAAGACUAGAUGACGAUGGAUGCGAGGUGCUGUAUGGACGGGCGGGGCUCCUCUACGCGCUCUUGCUGCUCCGGUCAGCUCUCAACUCAUUUGUUGGUUCUGAGUUACGGAACGAAAGAGAGGGGAGCCCAAUCAGACAGACGGUUGAACACUUGUGCGCAGAUCAGAAUAUCCAGGCGCUAGUCAACGAUAUAGUGAAGCGUGGCAAAGUUGGAGCAGAGGAGUAUAAAGAACAGCUGGAUGUCGACGAACGCGGACGAGGGCCACCUCUUAUGUGGAGCUGGCAUGGAAAGCGUUAUGUCGGCGGAGUGCAUGGAACGGCUGGCAUCCUCCAGAUGCUGAUUUCAUCACCGUCGAAUGCCGUUGCACCGCACUGGUCAGUCAUAAUUGGAACAAUCGAUUGGCUGCUUGCUAUCCAGCAGCCCCUUGGUAAUUGGCCAUCCACAGCGGAACGCCACCUGUACUAUGCAUCCGGAGGGAGCGCUACAAGUAGGCGUGCUAAACGAGUGAGUGUCGAAGAGGGGAAUGAGGAUGCGUUGAUACAAUGGUGCCACGGAGCUCCAGGCGUACUGAUCCUACUGUCAACGCUACUAACACGCUGCCCUCAUUCGGGAAGUAUGGAGCUGCCCUCGCCACUUCAGGAGGGUAUGGUCGCUGCACUCCGCAGGGGCGGCGAGCUCGUCUACACACGCGGAUUCCUUCGCAAGGGCCUCGGGCUCUGCCACGGCGUCGCAGGCAGCGUAUACGCCCUGCUUGCCGUGUCGGAUGCGCUCGACCAUGGGCAAGUUCCCUCUUCUUCAGAAGACACGUACUGGCUGUCCCGCGCCGUACACCUUGCCCAGCUUGCAAUAAACUACCGGGUGCUCGAGCGGGAGGGCGAGAUGCAUGUGCCGGAUGAGCCGUACAGUCUGUAUGAAGGCGUUGCCGGCAUGUGCUGUGCGUGGGCGGAAGUGCUGGCGAGACUCGAGGAUCCUAAUAGGGGAUGGAGAGACCGAGGGCAACGGUGCGGUAUGCCUGGCUAUGAUGAUUUGUUGAUCGGAUAGGAGCGCUGUUUUCUCAAGCUCGUGUGAGUCGCCCGCCAUCUUUGAUUCCAUUUGUCCUCUUGUCAUUGAUUGCUGACAGACCGCGAGUUCCAGAAUAGCGUACGGA
Molecule: messenger RNA, 1798 nt
Organism: Laetiporus sulphureus 93-53
Lineage: Eukaryota; Fungi; Basidiomycota; Agaricomycetes; Polyporales; Laetiporaceae
Exons: 4
Coding region: 208-1692 (494 amino acids)
Biological process (GO): carbohydrate metabolic process; peptide modification
Cellular component (GO): plasma membrane
Source: RefSeq, a predicted model, not a curated record